UUACGGCUCACCAACAAAGAAAUUCUAUGUGCAGGAGGAUCGAAGACUGGAAGUUUUCACAGUCAAAGAGGCUGUUUGGGCAAAAUGCAUGAUGAUUUAUUCCUAAAAACGCCGGACCAUUGGAGAGGAUUGCUGACCAGAAUCAGAAUUUCCCUUUGAGACUGAUGAUGUCUGAUCUCAGCCAGGUCUCCGUUUACUCUGACUCUUCUGACAUUUAUAAGAAUGUGUUCUGUAAUCCCGCGUUUGAGCUGGAGGGGGAGCAGGAGGAGCGGGUGGACGGCUUCAGAACUUCCUCAUCCACUCCUGAACCAAUCAAACCCCCAGCAGCCAGUUUUGUGGAAAUGUGCUCCAUGCGGCUCAGAGGCAGAGGUGGUGGGUGGGGGCCGGUGGUGGUCUCUGCUGCUGCCCUGCUCCUGCUAACAGCCAUUGGACUGGCACUGGCUCUUAUUCUCACUCAACUGAAAAGCCAGGCAGUGGACAAUCACCUGACAAUAACCUCUACAGGCUUACAGAGCACAGGACAUGAUGUGCCCCUCACUUCAACCGCAGCACCUUUGAACAAAAGUCACAUGGACAGCACAGCCAUACCACAGCCUGCUGUGAUCCCCCAGUCUGAAACAAGCUGUGGAGGUGUCAUGACUGACUCAGGGGGCAGUUUCAGUUCCCCAAACCACCCUGGCUCCUACCCCUCAAACUCACAUUGCAUCUGGGAGAUCCAGGUCCCACCCCCACACCUGGUUCAGAUCCGUGUUUCCUAUCUGGCGGUGGAGGGACCGUCCCCCUGUCUGUUUGACUGGUUGGAGGUUCAGCAGCAGGUCGAGCAGACCUCAGUGUUCACCAGGUUCUGUGGUAACGUCGCCCCACCAACGAUCAACACAAACAGCAGUACCGUAUGGGUCACCUUCCACUCUGACGGCAGCAUCGCCGGCACCGGCUUUGCUGCGCAAUAUAGAGCUGUCCUGCCCGCACAAAAGAGCUGCAGCAGAGAAGAGUUCAUGUGUGAUGGUGGCCAGUGCCUGCUGCCUGAGUCUGUGUGUGACGGUCAUAAAAACUGUAAUGACCAAACAGAUGAGGCAAACUGUAGCCAUAAGAACAAAGAAUGUGAUGGUCAGAAGUCUGGGCCGUAUGGUUACCUGGCAAGUCCAAAUCACCCCAGGCCUUAUCCUCACCAACAGUUGUGCGUGUGGCAUAUAUCUGUUGAUGAGGGUCAUGUCAUCACGCUAAGCUUCAGAAACUUCAGUCUGGAGACGCAGGAUGUGUGCGAGUUUGACUAUGUGGAAGUUCAUGACAGCAACAGCAUUGGAGCCGGGAGAGUUUUAGGGAGGUUUUGCGGUACUACCUUCCCACCAGACCUGACCUCCUCAGGCCCGCACAUGACAGUGGUGUUUGUGGCAGAUGAGGGCGUGGCAGACAGCGGCUUUAACGCAACAUACCAGGCGGUGUCCGUGCUGAACAGAACAUGUGGCCCGAACCAGAUCGCCUGCAGCACAGGGGAGUGCCUUCAGCAGCAGUGGCUAUGUGACGGAUGGAGCGACUGUUCAGACGGUGCUGAUGAACAGGGCUGUGCUAACUCCACCUACCCUCCUUUCACUUCGUCAUGUGAGAUCAUAGAGGUGGAGAUGUGUCAGGGCCUCAGUUACAACUUUACCUCAUUCCCCAACAUAUGGCUGUCCAUUGCUGACCAGAGGGAAGCCGCUACACUCCUGCGACAGUACCGGGUGCUAAUGGAGCUGGCUUGCUUCGAGCCUCUACGGAAGCUGGUGUGUGGGAUGUUUCUCCCUCAGUGCAGCCCUCAGGGUGGGGUCCUCCAGCCCUGCCGCUCAGUCUGCGCCUCCGCUGAGCAGCAAUGCAGCCAGGCCCUGGACCUCUUCUCCUUUAGCUGGCCUUUCAACUGCCACCUCUUACCAGAGUCACAAGACCCAGUGGAGUGUUCACAGCCUUAAAGAUUAAACUGCAACAACACAUUUACUGCUGUAAAGGGGCUGAAUAUAUUAGUAUUUUACCUAGAAAAUAACUGCAGGGUAAGGUUGCGAAGUUCUUCAGAAUUGAACCUUUGCUCUUUAUCCUUCUGGAGGUCAAGCUAAAGCUGCAUGACCCUUAACCAAGAAAUUAUUGAAUUCGUUGAGCAACGUGAGCAUGAAGACAUUUAAAGUGGUGCAACUUUAAAUAAGACCUAAAACUAAUGGUCCAAGCCUACAGAUGAAGUAAGAAACAAUUGUUAAGUGAACUGACUUUUCAGUUUCUUGCUUUAAUGUCAAUACUGUAAAAAUAAAAAAAACACUUACA
This is a messenger RNA of Xiphophorus hellerii (green swordtail), 2286 nucleotides long. RefSeq names its product membrane frizzled-related protein (gene mfrp). Bases 165 to 1943 code for a protein of 592 amino acids. Gene Ontology annotation, molecular function: protein binding. NCBI's taxonomy places the organism in Eukaryota, Metazoa, Chordata, Actinopteri, Cyprinodontiformes, Poeciliidae. The record is from RefSeq and is a predicted model, not a curated record. The transcript has 14 exons.